CAGAGGGCGGGGCUUCCAGAAAUCAUUUAUAACCUGCCACUUGCAGAGAUCACACACACAACCAGACACAGUUUGGAAGAGCUUCCCAGCAGAAGGCACAACAAUGGAAACGCUACCGAUUCCAUAUAAAACAAAUCUAUCCUUGCCUGCUAAUUCUUCAGUGAAAAUCAAAGGGAAACCUGUCAUGCCUUUCUGUAUGUUCCCAGAAAUGGAGGUGGAUUUCCUCACUAAAACUGAAGUGGACUCAGACAUCACCUUCAAAAUCCAAGUGUGCUUUGGCAAAGAGGUGGUGAUGAACAGCCGUAAGAAUGGGACCUGGGGUCAAGAAGUGAAAUCCACUGAUAUGCCCUUUAAGGACGGCCAACCCUUUAACAUGGACAUCUUGGUGCUGUCAGACCAGUACCGGCACCCUCUGCUUGUACUGCCAUGCUCAGGUCCUUUUCCAAAUCUGAGCAGGUCAAGAUCAGCACCCGUACCUUAUUCUCCAGGGUGGAGAAGUUCCCGUCUUCACGCACAGCCUCAUUUCUACCUAUGCUGUCAUUCCUUCAGUUUUCAUGAAUAUUCAAGUUUUGGCUCAGUAGUAAGAGCAUUGACCUGCACACUGGAGGGUCUCAGGUUGGAUUCUCCAUCAAGGGUAACAGUAAAUGGUGUUCAAUGCUACACUUUUCCCCAUCGAAUUGACCCAGGAUCUGUGAAGAUGAUGCAGGUGUGGAGAGAUGUGUCCCUGACCUCAGUGACUACUCCUUAGAGAAAGAUGUGACCAAACUCCCCGUUGUCAAGGAGAUCCCUCCACCUAAGUGACUCUGUGGUUCCCAGAGCUCACUAACAACAUGGGUUCUCACCCUUCCCCCACACUUGGUCAUUAAAACUCCUGAAAAUAUAA
Myotis lucifugus (little brown bat) is the source of this 883-nucleotide messenger RNA. Its product is annotated as galectin-10-like. The record is from RefSeq and is a predicted model, not a curated record. The coding region runs from base 104 to 748 and encodes 214 amino acids. The transcript has 6 exons. Lineage: Eukaryota; Metazoa; Chordata; Mammalia; Chiroptera; Vespertilionidae. Gene Ontology annotation, molecular function: carbohydrate binding.